AUGUUACACCAAGCUUGGCAGCUCUAUGGGAGAUGGUGCCGUUGGUCCAGUCCCUUUAUCCAUCUCUUCACACUGACUGUGGUGACAUUUGGUGUUCUCGCACCUCUGAUUUGCCACCGGCUCCUCCACUCUUACUUCUAUUUGCGGCGCUGGCACCUGAACCCCAUGAGCCAGGAGUUCCUGGAGCAGAACCAGCAGGAGGGCCAGGAUGCCCUCCAUUACUUUGAGAAGCUGCAGAUACCAAAUGCCUCCGAGACCUCUGGCAGUGACGCCUUCCAACCCUUGCUGCUGAUCACCAUUAUCACUGUGCAGAGGCGGAAUGAUUUCCACUACGUCUUGCAAGUGGCCUCCCAAUUCCACCGGCUCCUCCAGAAAUGUGGUGCACACUGCAAGAGCCACCGCAUGCUCAUCUGUAAUGUGGAGUCAGACCCCAGUAGCCAUCAGGAUGUCAGGCUGCUGAGCAGCUUCUUUCCUAUGGUCAGUCGUGACAAAACUGAAGAGAACCCUGACCCCAGAGUGAACCAGUUUGAGAAGGAGAAGCAGGACUAUGUCUUCUGCCUUGAGCAGUCGCUGUCAGCAUACAACCCAGAGUACAUCCUCGUAGUGGAGGACGAUGCUGUGCCAGAGAAGGAGAUAUUCUCUGUCUUGCAGCACUUCUUUUUGGCCCGGUUCUCCAAACCAUACCUCAGAGACGCUCUUUACUUUAAGCUUUACCAUCCUGAGCGGCUCCAGCGCUACUUCAACCCUGAACCCAUGAGAAUCCUCGAGUGGCUUGGUCUGGGCAUGUUUCUGGGGCCUGUGCUGAACUGUGUGUACUCAGGGCGCUCCAGCUUCAGCUGGUCCCUGGUUCUGUUCUUUGCCCUGUACAGCAUGGCUCUGUCGGAGCUGGUGGGAAGGCACUACCUGCUGGAGCUGCGCCGGACAGCCCCCGCACUAUACAACAUCGUGCCAGUCACCGAGUGCUGCACACCUGCCAUGCUCUUCUCUGCUCCCUCUGCCCGACGUGCCUUAGGAUACCUGAGGGGGCUGCAGUGCCGCCAGGGCUAUGCUAAGGAUACUGCCCUCUACUCGCUGCUGCGGGCCAAGGGGGAGAAUGCCUAUGUGGUGGAACCCAACCUGGUCCAGCAUGUGGGAAUGUAUUCCAGCCUUCGGCUGAACACCAGCCCAAAACUACUGUGA
Molecule: messenger RNA, 1179 nt
Organism: Acanthisitta chloris (rifleman)
Lineage: Eukaryota; Metazoa; Chordata; Aves; Passeriformes; Acanthisittidae
Gene: PGAP4
Product: transmembrane protein 246
Exons: 1
Coding region: 1-1179 (392 amino acids)
Biological process (GO): GPI anchor biosynthetic process
Cellular component (GO): Golgi membrane
Molecular function (GO): glycosyltransferase activity
Source: RefSeq, a predicted model, not a curated record